This is a messenger RNA of Phyllostomus discolor (pale spear-nosed bat), 1185 nucleotides long. Its product is annotated as patr class I histocompatibility antigen, A-2 alpha chain-like. Bases 16 to 1185 code for a protein of 389 amino acids. Lineage: Eukaryota; Metazoa; Chordata; Mammalia; Chiroptera; Phyllostomidae. The transcript has 6 exons. Gene Ontology annotation, cellular component: external side of plasma membrane. Gene Ontology annotation, biological process: positive regulation of T cell mediated cytotoxicity; immune response; antigen processing and presentation of endogenous peptide antigen via MHC class I via ER pathway, TAP-independent. The record is from RefSeq and is a predicted model, not a curated record. Gene Ontology annotation, molecular function: peptide antigen binding; signaling receptor binding.
CUGGCCCCUACCGGAAUGACCGCAGACCCAAGACGAGCGCCCUCGCCGCCCGCAGGGCCCCACAGCCUGAGAAUCGUCACCAGCUCCGUGUCUGAACCGGGCACCUGGAGGUCCAAGUACAUCGGCGUCGGCUACGUGGACGACACAGAGGUCGCGUGGUUCGACGGCGACGCUGCGAGUCCGAGGCUGAAGCUGGAGGUAGAGAUGUUAGUUGAUCCGCAGAGCGACCGCCUCACGCGGAAAAUCCAGCAACACGAACAGAUGAGCAGAGCGAAUCUGAACAAGCUGCGCGCCCACGACAACCAGAGCGAGGACGGGUCAGGGUCCCACACCUUUCAGGAAAUGACCGGCUGCGUCCUGGGAUCGGACGGGAACUUCCUUCGAGGGUUCAGUCGGUUCGCCUACGACGGCGCCGACUACAUCGCCCUGAACGAGGACCUGCGCUCCUGGACCAUGGUGGACCUGACGGACGCAAAGACCCGAACCUGCCCCAGGGACACAUUAGUGCACCUCCCUGCUGCCGAGCGACAGAGAGUCAUCCUGGAGGACACCUGCGUGCACUGGCUCCGCCUGUUCCUAAAGAAGGGGAAGGGCACUCUGCUCCGAGCCGACCCUCCAAAGACACACCUGACCCACCACCCCAUCUCUGACCAUGAGGUCACCCUGAAGUGCUGGGCCCUGGGCUUCUACCCUGCUGACAUCACCCUGACCUGGCAGCGUGAUGGGGAGGACCUGACCCAGGACAUGGAGCUGGUGGAGACCAGGCCUGCAGGGGAUGGGACCUUCCAGAAGUGGGCAGCUGUGGCCAUGCCCCCUGGAGAGGAGCAGAGAUACACAUGCCGUGUGCAGCAUCAGGGACUGCCCGAGCCCCUGACCCUGAGAUGGGACCCCCCUCUUCAGACCACCAUCACCAUCGUAGGCAUUGCUGCUGCCCUGGGUCUCCUUGGAGCUGUGGUCACUGGAGCUGUGCUGUGGAGGAAGAAGUGCUCAGACAGAGGCAGGAAGAGCUACACUCAGGCUGCCUGCAGUGACAGUGCUCAAGGCUCUGAUGUGUCUCUCACAGCUCCUAAGGGUGAGACCCCAAGAACAGGAAGUGGGGGCAUUGGGAAUGAGAAGCACAGUUGGGUUUGGGCGAUUCUCAGAGUGGGACAUUCUGAGCGUGUGGUGGGCUGUGGGAGAAUGUGA